Messenger RNA from Brienomyrus brachyistius, 585 nucleotides. It is a transcript of the gene gnrh2, whose product is annotated as gonadotropin-releasing hormone 2. NCBI's taxonomy places the organism in Eukaryota, Metazoa, Chordata, Actinopteri, Osteoglossiformes, Mormyridae. The transcript has 4 exons. Gene Ontology annotation, biological process: multicellular organism development. Bases 130 to 393 code for a protein of 87 amino acids. Gene Ontology annotation, molecular function: hormone activity. Gene Ontology annotation, cellular component: extracellular region. The record is from RefSeq and is a predicted model, not a curated record.
GAUAAAGACUGAACAAAUUCAGCAAAGAAGACAAGACAGAUACUACCAGACUAUUACAGAAUCCAUCUGUGGAGAAGUUAUUAAAGCUUAUAAAGUCUUCCCCCUGUAGGACUCUAGCCAGCAUUAGUGAUGGUAUGUGUGGGCAAGCUAACAUUGCUGCUGGGAAUGCUGCUCUGUUUCGGCGCACAUCUCUGCCACUCACAGCACUGGUCCCAUGGAUGGUACCCCGGGGGCAAGAGAGAGCUCGACGCGCUCACCACUGCUGAGAUCUCAGAGAAGAUUAAACUAUGUGAAGGCAGGGAAUGCAGUUAUGUGAGACCACAGCGGAAAAACACCUUGAAAAACAUUUUGGUGGAUGGAUUGGCAAGAGAAUUUCAGCAGAAGAGGGAGUAACUGCAUUGCUGUAACAUUUACCCACCCUCUGUCUCUCACUGGAAAAGGGUUCCGCGGACUACACUCCUUGGAUCUAAUUCCUUUAAUUCUUCAUCAUUCCUCUAUGAAACUUACUGCUACCACGCUCUAAUAACACUCUUAAUUAAUCCACCCUCAGGGUUUAAGAAAUUUCUCAGCCAUUGUUUUCCUUUG